Molecule: messenger RNA, 1527 nt
Organism: Salvia miltiorrhiza (redroot sage)
Lineage: Eukaryota; Viridiplantae; Streptophyta; Magnoliopsida; Lamiales; Lamiaceae
Exons: 3
Coding region: 197-1339 (380 amino acids)
Source: RefSeq, a predicted model, not a curated record
AUUCAUGGGACAUAUAAUCAUUACCGCUACUCUCCAUAAUGCUUGUCGCUUUUGUCCCCAAUCAUCAACGAGUGGUGGUGGUGGCGGCGGCGGCGGAGGAUUGAUGUGCAACACUUGCAUAUUUUGGUAAAUCAAAACAAUCUGGACAUGUGAGAGAGAGAGAGGAGAGGGAGGGGGAGAAAUUUACCAAAAUAGCAUGGCCAUGACGGCAGCAAUCUUCUCCUCCAACACCAAUAUCCUCUCACCUCCUCCGCAGCGCCACCCGCCCCUCCGCUCCUCUUCCGCCCUCCAAUUUCCUGUUAAAUAUAGCACGCAGCAAUUCCGUUAUAGUUCUAAUUAUAGCUCGCCUGCUGCUCCAAUUCUCAGCUGCGUCUCCGCCGCUGCCGCCGAAGCCGCCACCACCACCGCCGACGACCUCGAUUCCGCUUCGAUUUCGACAACCAGCAGCUGGGUGGAAUUUGCCGAAAAGGUGUCGGGAGAAUGGGACGGAUUUGGGGCGGAUUUCACGGCGGAGGGGCAGGCGGUGGAACUGCCGGAAUCGGUGGUGCCGGAGGCGUACCGGGAGUGGGAGGUCAAGGUAUUUGACUGGCAAACGCAGUGCCCCACCCUCGCUGAAACCCUAGGCAGCUCCCCCUCUCUCACGUACAGAUCCAUCAAGCUCCUCCCCACCGUCGGAUGCGAAGCCGACGCCGCCACCGUCUACACCUCCGAGGAGAGAAACAUCUCCGAUGCCUCCGCCUUCGCGUAUGCUUCCACCGGAUGCUACGUAGCGGAACGAAGGAUCGAUUCCGCAGCCAAAUCGGUGGAGCUGGAGUAUUGCCUGAUUGAUCCUACUAACAAAGAGUCGAGGGUGAGGGUGAUUCAGGUGCUCAAUUUGCAGGAAUCCGAGCCGAAAUUGGCUCGGAUCAAGGUGUUUGUGGAGCAAUGGUACGGCCCCUUCCGGAACGGCGAUCAGCUCGGCGGAUGCGCCAUUCGCGACUCGGCCUUCGCCGCCACCGACCGCCUCGAAGCUUCGCGAGUUUGUGGUGUUUGGCAAGGCAUCGGCGCCGUUGCCAGAUUUGACGCCUCUCACAAUAUGAUCCAACAACUUGGUGAUGAACGUGCAAGCAAAUCGAUCAGAGAUGAGAGAGGCCUUGUGUUACUCCCCAAACAACUAUGGUCUUCAGUGAAGAGAGGCGGCGCCGCCGCCGCCGACGAAAUCUGCUGUGAAGUCGGAUGGUUGUUGGAUGAGGGGCGAGCCAUCACUUCAAAAUGCAUCUUCUCAAGCGAAGCAGAGCUUAAGGUAAAUUUUUCUUCCCUGUUUUACUGCUGUAUAUAUAUUCAUUGCAAUUUGCAAUAAUAACUCAUACUAAUCUAUUCAACACAAUUCUUUGCAGGAGAUUGCAAUAGCUAAUGAAACUGCAACUCAAAUAUAAUUAAUUACUGCAACUUACCGCAAGCAGCUGAGUAUUUGUAAAAUUAGUUGUGUAUUUAUUUUUGUUUAUCAACGGUUAUAUGAUUGAUUAUACACAUUAUCAUUAUACGAUA